CAACCGAGCCAAAUGGAACCGGAAGGACCGACUUGCAUCCUGCAGCACCGCGGCACACUGCUCGCCGUGCGCGCUGCUCCGUUACUGAUGCAGGCAGCACCACACGAGGAGCUGGUCAUCACCGACGGCGACGAUGAGCCUCGGAUUUGCCCAGUCGUGUUUGCCCCAUUCACACUGGGACGAGGUUUUGCCUUGGACAUCCGAAUUCGCGGUUGCUCGCGCCAAGCCGCCGUUCUUGACGUCAAGGCAGCAGCCCAUGGCGGGACAUUUGCGUACAUCCAGCCGACACCUGGAAAUACGAUCGUCGUGCGGCCAAGUUUCCCGCCGGGUGCGAAAGCGAUCGCGUCCAAUUCAAUUGCACUUCCCCUGUUCGACGGCGAUCAAGUGCUUUUGCAUCCGGAAGUGUCCUUGACGGUCAAACUGAUUGAAGAUGGCACGCAUCGAAUAGUGCGCGCCCUAACCGAGCGUUCGAUGCAAGUUGAUUCGCUGGCAAGCGAGACGCCGGUGCCACGACCGCUCGCACAGUCCGAACCGAUGCGGCUGGAUGACGAUGCUGAUGCGACGCCCGCCAACAACUUUGCCACGACCUUGGCAUUUCCUUCCAUAUCAACGAGCACAUACAUGUUUGAUGCCGAACUGGCAUCCAUCCUGCUGGUGGAGGCUGUCGAAGAGUUUCUAGACGCGCACCCUGAUCCGCGGAUACAAUUGCUACUCGUUGAUAUCUCGGACUCGAAAACGAAUCGGCUUGUGCAAGAGAAAUACACCAGGAGAGACAAGAGAUUCAAAGUGAUUGUUUCGGAUUUGACGCGAGUGAACUGCCGAUUUAUCGUCAAUGCUGCCAACGAGCGACUCACUGCCGGUGGUGCUGGUACCAACAAGGCAAUCAACCUCGCCGUGGGACCCUCGCUGCACGCCGAAACAAAGCGACUGUAUUCCAGUGCCGAGGCUGGCAAGGCCUAUCCCGUGAAAGUCCCCUCGCCCCGUCGCGUGCGCUUUGAAUAUGUGAUUCACGUUGUCGGUCCCAACAUGAAUCCUCAACGACCCCAGUGCCUGCACAACAACUACGAAAAAGGCUCGCAGCUGCUCAGUGCGACGUACCGUGCCAUGUUUUCCACGUUUGCCAAGCUGGCAAGUGUCUAACGGGGUUGUUUUUCGAUUUCGAGAUCAGAGGUU
This is a messenger RNA of Capsaspora owczarzaki ATCC 30864, 1173 nucleotides long. RefSeq lists its product as hypothetical. NCBI's taxonomy places the organism in Eukaryota, Filasterea, Ministeriida, Capsasporidae. Gene Ontology annotation, cellular component: nucleoplasm. Bases 13 to 1140 code for a protein of 375 amino acids. The record is from RefSeq and is a predicted model, not a curated record. Gene Ontology annotation, biological process: DNA damage response; purine nucleoside metabolic process; peptidyl-glutamate ADP-deribosylation. The transcript is spliced from 6 exons. Gene Ontology annotation, molecular function: ADP-ribosylglutamate-[protein] hydrolase activity.